Messenger RNA from Solanum stenotomum, 853 nucleotides. Its product is annotated as zeatin O-glucosyltransferase-like. Lineage: Eukaryota; Viridiplantae; Streptophyta; Magnoliopsida; Solanales; Solanaceae. The record is from RefSeq and is a predicted model, not a curated record. The transcript has a single exon. The annotation marks the transcript as partial.
AUGACACAAGUAGAAAACCAUGAAUUUAGCAAACUGAAACAAGAUGAAGUAGCUAUAGUUAUGGUUCCAUUUCCAUCUCAAGGCCAUCAUAACCAACUUCUCCAACUUUCAUGUUUAAUCUCCUCCUAUCAACUUCCUGUCUACUAUGUUGGAUUGGCAACACAUAAUCAUCAAGCCAGGAUUCAAGCUAACACAUUAAAUCCUUCAAACAUAGCCAAACUUCACUUCCAUGACCUUCCAAAUCCUGAACUAAUAUCCUCAUCAAAUCUUGAGACAGUAUGGGAUGUUUCUAUGCUUCUUCGCGAUCCCAUUGCUUCUUUCAUACGCAAUAUUUCAUCAAAAGUAAAACGAGUCGUUGUUGUUCAUGAUCCUAUGAUGUCUUACAAUGUUCAAGAUGUUUCUUCUUUGCUCAAUGCUGAAUCCUAUAUAUUUAACUGCAUUUCAGCUUUCUCAUGCUAUAUUAUGAUGUGCUUAUUUUUAAAGAUUUCUGGCCAACAUGAAGAAGAAUUGCUUAAUAAGCUAUACUCCUUUGAAGGAGUUACAACAGAUGAAGCUAUGGACUUAUCAGAUUCUCAACAUCCAUAUAUGGAUAUUAGAUCAGGUGAUAUCCAUAAUACAAGUAAAGUAAUUGAAAGCAAGUAUAUUGAUUUGAUGGAACAAGCAGAAAUUAGUCUGAACAAGAAACAAUGGGCAAUUGGACCUAUUCUGCCGACUAAAUUCAAUUACAUCUCGAAUAUAAGUUUGGAUUGGCUGAACAAACAACCUCCAAGAUCAGUUCUUUAUGUAUCUUUUGGAACAACAACUUCAUUUUCUGAUAGACAAAUCAAGGAGCUUGCGAUGGGAUUAGAGCAGA